UCUUUCUCACUCCCUCAUGCUCUGUACACCUCUUUCUUUCUCGCUCUGAUUUGCCUCACCAGGUCUAUCACUCUCUCUGUUUCUCUCUCCUCUCUCCUCUCCUCUUCUCAGUAUGGUGAGGAUGACUCUGGGAGCUCUGGCACUUUUUGUAGCUGUGUGUGGAGUGUCAGUUUUUGUGUUGCUGGGGGUGGCCAUAGGGACAGACUACUGGUACCUGAUAGAUGUCGCUCAGAGGGAAAACAUCUCCAACCUCUCUCUCAACUCACACUCAGGACUGUGGAGGACCUGCAACUCCCAGAAGCUCUGUCAGCCAUUCGUCAACCCGUUUGAAGGCGGACAAAACCUCACAGACUCUUACAGACAACUUUUAAAUAUGCACGGGACAUUCAUGGUGUUGCUUCCUCUCAGCAUGAUCAUCAUGGUUGUUGGGGGACUGAUGGGGUUCAUCGGCCUGCUGGCCAGAGCUUACCUACUACUGCUGAUGACUGGUGUACUGUUACUACUGGGAGCUCUGUCCUCACUAACAGGGGUGAGUGUGUACAUGGCCUACUCUGCUGCAGUCUUCCAGGAGGCUCUGUGUCUGGCUGAGCAGAUGGGGGUCAAUAUGGAGGGGGUCCAGAUCCUGUUUGGCUGGUCUCUGGUCCUGUCCUGGAUCUCUAGUGGAACACAGCUAUUCACCUCCGCUGGCUUCCUGCUGGCCUGCAGAACCAUCACUACACAGAGACAGGAACUGAAAUUAUGAGACAUGGAGGGAGGGGGAGAAGCAGGAGGAGAGAGAGGGAGGAGGAAAGAGA
Oncorhynchus gorbuscha (pink salmon) is the source of this 794-nucleotide messenger RNA. RefSeq names its product transmembrane protein 114-like. Lineage: Eukaryota; Metazoa; Chordata; Actinopteri; Salmoniformes; Salmonidae. The transcript has 4 exons. The record is from RefSeq and is a predicted model, not a curated record. Bases 113 to 742 code for a protein of 209 amino acids. Gene Ontology annotation, cellular component: apical plasma membrane.